Anoplophora glabripennis (Asian longhorned beetle) is the source of this 828-nucleotide messenger RNA. RefSeq lists its product as uncharacterized. The transcript has a single exon. The coding region runs from base 1 to 828 and encodes 275 amino acids. NCBI's taxonomy places the organism in Eukaryota, Metazoa, Arthropoda, Insecta, Coleoptera, Cerambycidae. The record is from RefSeq and is a predicted model, not a curated record.
AUGACAAUAAUAAAAUCUAUGCACAAUGCUUAUCAAAAGGAAAUCUCAUUACUAAUUAUUAAUCACAUCACGGAUAACAUUCCAUUUAUAUCUUUUGACGAUACAAACCUAAACAUUCCAGAAAAUAUCACAUUAGCAGAUCCAACAUUUAAUAGUUCAUCUCAGAUAGAUUUACUAAUCGGAGCGAGCAUGUUCUGGGAACUCCUCUGCGUAGGACAAAUACGCAUUGGUGCAGACAAGCCUAUAUUACAAAAAUCCAAAUUUGGAUGGUUAUUUUCUGGUCCAAUACAACUAAAUUUAAAUAACGCUACAGUUCAAUGUAAUUUAUCGACAAUCGGUUUAGAGCGGCAACUAGAAAAAUUCUGGAAAAUCGAAGAAUUUAUAGAUCAUCGUGAGUUAUCGCUAGAAGAAAACCAAUGCGAACAAGUAUUUAUCGAAAAGACAAAACUCGAUGAAUCAGGUCGGUUUAUCAUUGAAUUACCAACUCGCGAAUCAUUUGUUGAUUUCGGUAAUACUAGAGACAGCGCGAAGAAACAUUUUCUAGCAUUAGAAAAAAGAUUAGGCUAUAACGCUGAUUUAAAGCAGCAAUACACGGAAUUUAUGCGCGAAUAUCAAGCGUUUGGUCACAUGACUAAAAUAACAGACAAUGAUAUGCCUUCCGUUGCAGAACUCGACGAAAAUAAACAUUCGGUAUAUUAUUUACCACAUCAUAGCGUACUCAAAGAAGCGAGCUUGACCACAAAAUUAAGAGUGGUUUUCGACGCGUCUGCAAAAUCGGAGACGGGUUUAUCUCUCAAUUAUAAUCUAUUAACGGGCCCAACAAUUUAG